Copidosoma floridanum is the source of this 5452-nucleotide messenger RNA. RefSeq names its product Polycomb protein Su(z)12 (gene Su(z)12). Gene Ontology annotation, cellular component: nucleus; ESC/E(Z) complex; RSC-type complex. Lineage: Eukaryota; Metazoa; Arthropoda; Insecta; Hymenoptera; Encyrtidae. Gene Ontology annotation, molecular function: chromatin DNA binding. The record is from RefSeq and is a predicted model, not a curated record.
AUGCGAUUUGCGAAGUACGAAUGCGACCAUCUGCAGGCGCAGGCACGUAAAAGUAGCAGUUUUCGAUUCUGAGUCGGAGUCCCGCGCGAUUGACGGAGGGGUUAUGAGUGUGUGCGCGCUACCGUCGUCGUCGUCGUCGUCGUCGCCGUCGCUACCGCUGCAGCAGUCGCUCCCGCGCACUGAUUUCUCGGACAAACCGGGCCACCCUCUUCUACUUCUCUCGUCCCCAGCAUCCCGGGUGCUUCUACGAAUAUAUAACUGAAAGAGACUAUACUUAAGUAAAUAGUGUUCAUUAACAAUCCUUGCAGCGGUUGAGCAGAAGCUCCCCCGCACACUAUCGUAACAGUUCCACAUAGGUACAGAGAGACGUAGACACGGCACGCGUUACAGUUGGUAUAAUAACAGCUCCUCGGGGCGAUGCCGCCGAAGAAGCGGGACAGGGAGUCUGAUGCGAGCGCGGUCUCUGGUCUCGGGCUCCAACACCACCAUCACCAUAUCUACAAUCAGAUGCAGUCGCAGCCACAGCAACAGCUACAACAACAACAACAGCAACCGCUGCCGCCACACGCCCAGCCCACUCCAGCCAGGAUGGAUCAAAUGCACUCGCCUAACAACGAGCUCUUCCUGCAGGCUUUCGAGAAACCUACUCAGAUAUAUCGGUUCUUGCGUUCACGAAACGAAGCAUCGCCAAUAUUUCUGUACAGAAACUUGACGUACAUGAGACAACGUAUGUCUCGAAGUCACAAGUCUCGGCAAGGUUUUCGAGUGAAUUCGAUACUCGACAAAGUAAGGGCCAAAAAGGAACAGGAGCAUAACCGCAACUACUUGACCCUCACGUUCCUCGGAUUUUACGAUAAACAGCUAGAAUCUACUCAAGAUCGCGUCAAAGUCGAAACUUUUUUGUUAAAAAUUUGCCACACGAAGCGCAAAGACGUUAGCUCGCCCAUAAUGCAGGUUUCUAUGGGCGUGAGCGAGGUACCGAUAAACCCUACCGAUAAUCAACCGAUAAGGAUACCCGCCAUCUCCAUACCCAGCGAAUCAUUUAGUUUAAAUAACGGCCACGUGGCCAAAACGUACAUGCUGCUGCUUAAGGUUGUGCACUGCGUCUCUAAUAGUGGAUGCCCCACGCAAAACUGUGAUAUAGAAGAGCCAGCGCAAAAGCGGCGCAAGUCAGCCAACGGUACUGCCAUAAAAACAAACAACGGUGAGGAGAUGAAGCUUUACGGCUCAGAACUCAUCGUCUACGACAAAUACAAUCGCUGCCAGUUAAGGGAUGGUGAGUACGUACUCAAUCUCCAGGAGGUUCAGGUCAAUAGCACGAGGUGCAGUCCAAAGAAGCACAGUGCCUGGGAGACGAUCCCAGACAUCAAAGACAGCGUACCUUUCGAGGUCUUCAGUCGCGGUCCCUCGAUCAAGUUCAAGCUCUGCUGGGUCAACGAGGCCAGCAACGGCUUCGUCGAGCGGCCGUCUUCAAAUCCACUGCCAAGCGUUGACAAUAAGGAAAAUCGACCCGGAAACAUCAACAAUAUGUUGAUUACUACUAUUAUUACUAAUAAUAAUAAUAAUACAACACUGCCUACACCUAGUCCGCUUGCAACUUCGAAAAUUUCAGUUGCAAGCUCAGAUAAAAUAGAAGCAGCCAAGGGAAAGCAGCAGAUUGUCUACCAGUUUAUGUACAAUAAUAAUAGUAGACAGCAGACCGAAGCAACGGCAGAUUUUCAUUGCCCCUGGUGUUCGGUCGACUGUGGUAGACUGUAUUCACUCUUGAAGCACUUGAAACUGUGUCACUCGAGAUUCACCUUUACAUAUACUCCAACACCCCAAGGUGCUCGAAUAGAUGUAGCCAUUAAUGAAUGCUACGAUGGUUCUUACUCUGGUAGUCCACAUGAGUUAAUUUCUCAGCCUGUCAACGAGGACUCUAAAAAAGGGCCUACGAGACGCACUAGUGUCACAAAUAUUGUCGUGUGUCGACCUAAAAGACCAAAGCCAAGCCUUUCGGAAUUUUUAGAACUCGACGAAAAUGAGUUUGAAAAUUCUCGGCCCUACAUAUCUGGUCACAAUAGAUUAUAUCAUCAUACAGUUACGUGUUUACCAAUUUAUCCGAAAGAGUUGGAUGUUGAUUCGGAAGGUGAAAAUGAUCCAAAGUGGCUACAGACGAAAACUGUGAUGAUGAUCGACGACUUUACGGAUGUAAAUGAAGGAGAAAAAGAACUUAUAAAGAUGUGGAAUCUUCAUAUUAUGAAGCAUGGAUAUGUGGGUGACUGCCAAAUUCCAUUAGCAUGUCAAAUGUUUCUCGAAAUGAAAGGCCGGGAGCUUCUUAUGAAAAACCUCUAUCGCAACUUUGUUUUGCACAUGAGCAACCUGUUUGACUUUGGUCUCGUAAGUCCUGUCGUUUUGUACCAGACAAUUCAAAAACUUCAAGACUUGAUGAAAGAUGAAGGUGAAGAUGGAGAUAUUCGUAAAGUUCUGCAGGAAUCGCAUGCAGUUCAAGUCGAAAGGUGGAUCACCAAUGGCAGCCAGAAUUCUUCAGAAGUUCAGAAAACCAUAACCAUCAGUCAGGCCAGUAAAGUGAAUUUCAACAAUGAGCCAACAAAUUCGAAUGCAAGACGAAAGACGACGUUACCAAUGGGCUCGCCUCCAGGCACCAAUAUCAAUGGUAUCAAACAUCCGAGCAUGAUGGCUAUAAAGGCAAAUAAUAUUGCAAAGGAUAACCAAAUAAAUAGUGACCUGCCACUAAGUAGACGUAAGAGCACAAAUUCCGUUGUUGUGGAAGAUAGCACUUCAAGUGCAGCCAUGGGUUCAGCGCAUAUGAGACGAAAAUCCAUGGCUAAUGGUAGUGAUAGUGUCAGCGCUGACUUUCCCAAACGAAAAUUAGUCUUAGAUGUGAUGCCGGCUAGUGCUAAUACCAAUCAAAAGACAUCUCAAAAUGGCACUGUGUGUUAAAACCGCAGUCUACCAGCGACUUGGCUAUUAUAGAUUUUUUGCAUGGAAGGGAUGUUCUUCAUUGAUAAACUAUUUCAAUGGAAUGUGUAUGGAUAUUUUAGUUUUAUCUGUACAAGCAAGACAUUGAAUUUAUUAAAUUACAUUAGUGUUUGCAAUGACUGUAUACUACAAGUAUUUGAAUCAUUAAAAACAUUUUUUUAUACUGUUAUUAUUUUUGGGGGAUAUAAUAAUCCAAGCGAUUGAAAAAUACAAAAGUCUUUUUAGUGAUCAUUCUUUUUGUCAAUAAGGAAUGGAGAAUUUAUACAGUUUAAAAAUGUAUAAGCUACGCAUUUUAGUAGUUUGUUGAUAACAGUAUGAGGCUGAUCUUUAUAUUUAAAUAAAUUUCUUUGAGAUGUUGAUUUAUCAAAAUAUUUUAUGACAUUUGGAUUAAUUAGAUUUCGUGAGUCUUUAAAACCAAACAUGACUUUUAUUCCUCCAAUAUGACUUUACAUCAUAAGCAUACUCCACCUCGUGCAUUGUGUUUACAAUGUUUUUGUACAGUAUUUGUUGCACGUAAUGAAUAGUGAAGUUGUAUAAAUAAUUGAAUGAAUCAUUGUCGAUUUCUGCGGAAAUAUGUAAGUUGGUAUGAAGUGUUUGUUACUAUAUCACAAUCUGGUAAUUUUUUUGUCAUGAAAUAAUUUACUUUUUUAGUAACACUAUUUUCUUGAUUAUGUUGAAUGUUUCUUAGUCUCUGCAGUUAUAAAAAAUACGAUUCAAGUGACAAACUCCUAUUUGUUGUAAAAGGCUUAUUAUCCCCUGCAGAGUUCUUCAACAUACUUAACCAACCAAGUAUGUAUUUAACUGUUUAUCAAAACAUUAAUCAAUAAUCGUUUUUUCAGAUGCUCAGUACUUUCAACUUAUUGAGUGACAACAAACAUUUUUUUAAAUAAAAAAUGGUUUUUGAUUUUUUUUUUCAUUUUGCAUGGAGUAUGUUAAAAUAAUCGGUACUAGAAUAGUUAAAAAACAAAUAAAAGAGAUUUUUCCUACUACAUAUCAAAACUGAUGAAUGAUGAAUAAAUUUUUUUUACUAUCACGGAAAAUUUUUACGCUAGUGUUAAGAAAACAGUUAUCGGAGCCAUUAGGAGUUUGUCACUUGAAAUAUCCUUUGAGUACUGUACUAUCUGACACUUUAAACCUCAUUCUGUAAAUAUUUUUAAAACAUUCAAUCCUAAAUUUUUGUUCUUUAAAAAGUAUAUUCAUAGUUCGGGGUAACAGUUCAAAAUCGAUAAUGUAAAGCUUUUUUACUCUAGUCAACAAUAUGUUGAUAUGCUAGUUUAUCUGAUAAAUUUCCACAACUAGUAUAAAUUAGUUUCCGAAAUUUGCCCACUCACGAACAUCAAAGUUGAAUGAAAAAUAACUGAUUACUUUUUGAAAUAUUGUUUAAAAUUAUUUUCAUGUGCACACAUUGUUUGAAAAAAGCAAAAGUCAAUCAAAUAGAAAAAAAUCAACAUAACUGUAAUUCUUCAACUACAUACUCCUAUCACGUGCAUAUAUGUAACAUAUUUAUUAAAUAUGUUACACGCAUGUAUUAUACAUUCAAUAUGCAUGGAAUCAUGUAUUAUAAAAAAAAUUGAAAAUAUACAUCCAAAUACUUCAGUUAAGUAUAUUUGAGUGAAUUAAUGUAGAGUGAAAGUGCCUUUAAAAAAAAUUCCAAGUGUUUCACAAUGCAGAAUAUCCACGGAACGACGGUCUGACAAUAACUGUGAAUUGCAUUGGUGACUCAGUUAAUUUCCUCCCGAUACAAAUGUAAAAAGUGAGCGAAGUGUAAAAAAAAAAAAAAAUAAUAAUAAAAACAACAAUAUUUAUAUUUAGCCAACCAACGUUGUCAUAAUAUAGUAUUUUUCAGCAUCGUAACCGUAAGCACUUUCUAAAAUUGCAUUUCAAAUAUUGCGUUACGCAUAAUACGUGCUGCUUUUAGGGCGGUCUUAUAUGUCAACUAGUUAUUUAAAAAAAUGUUGAUGCGACUUGCAGUAGUCUUAAAAAAUUUGCACAUCAAGUAAUCAAUGUAUUUCGCGAAAAAGAGGAGAUUUUUCACGUAAAUAAUAUUGAUGUAUAUUUUUCACUAUGACACGACUAUGGGUGCACGUUGCUCAAAGCUAGAGCAAUUAAUUGUGUCCGAUGCUUGUAAAUUGAUCCGCUAAGCCACUCGGACAGGUCCAUUUGUGUACUUAUCUACAGAUAUAAAUGUACCUCUGCGACCCACUCCGAUCACUUGUCAGCGAAAACACCAUUAUAAUGGCACAGCGCCGGGAUCAGAAUAUGAUUCUCGUGUUAGCUUCGGAUCUAUGCUAUCGAAGUAUGGUAUAUAUCUAUCUGGCUAUCAUGCAGUUGGGUGGUGUAAUUGACGAAAAAAAAGUGAAAUUCAUUUUUUUGGCAAUCAUGACAUGAUUGUCCACAAAUACUAGUGUUUAUUAUAAGAUGUACAUAGAAAGAAAUUUUCAAUAAACUCUGCGAAUAUUAAAAGCGUGAA